This is a messenger RNA of Pseudophryne corroboree (corroboree frog), 4723 nucleotides long. It is a transcript of the gene NAA25, whose product is annotated as N-alpha-acetyltransferase 25, NatB auxiliary subunit. Gene Ontology annotation, cellular component: cytoplasm; NatB complex. The coding region runs from base 401 to 3301 and encodes 966 amino acids. The record is from RefSeq and is a predicted model, not a curated record. Gene Ontology annotation, molecular function: protein binding. Gene Ontology annotation, biological process: N-terminal peptidyl-methionine acetylation. NCBI's taxonomy places the organism in Eukaryota, Metazoa, Chordata, Amphibia, Anura, Myobatrachidae. The transcript is spliced from 24 exons.
ACAGGGGGCGGUGAGCUCGGGCGUGCCAGGGGGCCGGUAAACACGCGGUGUUGAUGGAGGCAGUCGGGGAUAGCAGAGGGCCGGCCCGGGAGCUAGGCCUGUCACCGGGAAGCCUGGGGACUGAGGAUCGGCUCUGUUGAAUGGCUGCUGGCAUGGGGGAGAAAGGCUGCGCCCGGGGAGGCGGUGCGGGUGUGCGCUGGGAUGCUGCAGCAGUGUGUGGUUGGUGUACCGGCUCCUGAGCUCGGUCCUGUGCCCACUGCUGCAGUGCCCUGCUGCUACAUGCAGCGCUGCCCGUCCUAGUGUAGUACUGCAGGGCUGGUGUGAGUGAGGCAGUGCUGUCACCCCUGUGCCAUUAACCAGCUACCCCAGCAGGGAUGAGGACUGGCACAGCUCGUUGCCAAUGUGCUGCUCCUAUGGUAACAAGGUGCCUCUUACACUGGUUAGAGAUUACCUGGACAAUGGGAACAACAAAAUGGCCAUCCAGCAGGCUGAGAAACUGCUCAAGAAGCAUAAAGAUCUGCACUGUGCUAAGGUCCUCAAAGCCAUUGGGUUACAGAGAACUGGGAAGCAAGAUGAAGCCUUUGUACUUGCACAAGAGGUAGCAGCUCUGGAGCCUACUGACGACAACUCCUUGCAGGCACUCACCAUCUUGUACCGAGAAAUGCACCGACCGGAAUUGGUCACUAAACUGUAUGAGGCAGCUGUAAGGAAAGUCCCAAGCAGUGAAGAGUACCAUUCUCAUCUCUUUAUGGCUUAUGCCAGAGUGGGGGAAUACAAGAAAAUGCAGCAGGCUGGAAUGGCACUAUACAAAAUUGUUCCAAAAAAUCCGUAUUAUUUCUGGUCUGUGAUGAGUUUGAUCAUGCAGUCUAUUUCAGCACAAGAUGAAAAACUUUCCAAAACAAUGUUUUUGCCCCUGGCUGAAAGAAUGGUUGAAAAAAUGGUGAAAGAGGACAAGAUUGAAGCAGAAGCUGAGGUUGAACUGUACUACAUGAUUUUAGAGCGUUUGGGAAAACAUGAAGAAGCCUUGGAGGUUAUCAGAGGAAAACUAGGAGAUAAGUUGACCAGUGAGCUGCAGAGCCGUGAAAACAAGUGCAUGGCCAUGUACAAGCAGCUGAAGAAGUGGCCAGAGUGUAAUGCACUUUCCAAGAGACUUCUGCUGCAAAACUCAGAUGAUUGGCAGUUCUACAUCUCCUACUUUGACUCUGUGUUUAACCUUAUCGACGAAGCCUGGACUUUGCCAGCAGAAGGCCCUAUGUCACUGGAAGGAGACCUGGACUACACUAUAGAACAGGCAGUCAGGUUUGUAGAAGGACAGGUAGAAGCAGAGUCUAGGAAUCCACGCUCGCUCCGGGGGCCACAUCUGGCCAAACUUGAACUGAUCCGUCGUCUGAGACACAGAGGAUGUAAUGAUGAAUACAAGCUGGGGGAACCAGAGAAUCUGAUGUAUCAGUAUUUCCUUAAGUUUGGGGACAAGCCAUGUUGCUUCACUGACCUUAAAGUUUUUGUGGAUCUCCUUUUUCCCACUCAGCACUCGAUUUUUAUAAACAGAUUGCUGGGGUCGUUACCUCUGACACCUUCAGCAGAGGGUGACUUGGCAUUUCCAGAGGACAUCAAAGCCAUGCAGAGACACCUGUGUGUGGUUCAGCUUGCUAGACUGCUUGGGCUCCAUCACAAGAUGGAUAAGGCACAGAAGCAGGAUGCCGUUAGAGAAAUGACAGUGAGAUAUAGACAUGGACUAAAAUUUGGGAGAACCUGCCUGAAAACAGAGCUGCAGUUCUCUGAUUACUACUGCCUAAUAGGAGCUCACAUGCUCCUGGAUCUGUGGAUUAAUGGUGAGGAUUGGGCUGUUUGGCAUUGUCUUACCCUUUUGGAAGAAGGUCUAAGCAACAGUCCUUCAAAUGCUCAGUUUAAACUGCUGCUUAUUCGUAUAUUCUGUACACUGGGGGCAUUUGAACCAGCUAUGGAACUGUAUGGCAGCCUUGAUGCUAAACACAUUCAGCAUGACACAAUUGGUUAUCUGCUGACUCGUUUUGCAGGACCCUUGGGUCUCUACACAGCUGCAUCACAAGCCUGCAAUGCCGCUCUUAGGUUUUUCCACUCAAACCAAAAAGAUACCUCAGAAUACAUUAUACAAGCCUAUAAAUAUGGAGCCUUUGAGAAAAUUCCUGAAUUCAUUGCUUUUCGAAACCGGUUGAAUAAUUCACUUCAUUUUGCACAAGUUCGGACAGAAAGAAUGUUACUGGAUCUUUUACUUGAAGCUAAUCUUUCCAGUAGUCUAGAAGACAGUGUAAGGGCCAUGGGCCUGAGCCCAGAGGAGGAUGACAUUCCAUGGAAGGACUUGCGAGACAACAGGGACCUGACUGUUCUCUUUAAUUGGGAUUCAAAGGACAGAGACAUUUCAGAGGAGCAUAGACAGCUGUCAUUGGAGGAAGAGCGGAUUUGGCUGCUUAUCCGAUCGCUGACUUUAAGGCUUGUUAGUGGUCUACCGACUCUUAACCAUACAGCUGAGCCCAAGAAUUCUGAGAAGACUACUGAGAAUGGGGUCUCGUCCAAGAUUGAUACUGUAAGGACCUUGAUACACCAGUAUGAGGAGGCAGUGGAUUCUGCCAAGCAAUUCAAUGAGAGGAAAAUCAAGUAUCCUUUCCUUGGGCCUCCAGCAUCUCGACUCAGUGGAUUCUUGAGCAGUGGAAGCUGUCAGUGUCAGAAAGUGGCUAUCCAGCUAGUGAAUGAUAUUUACCAGCUGGACACCUGUGGUAUAAAUGAUUCUUGUGAAAUCCAGGAAAAAAUUGGGAACAGAUUGAAAUCUUCUCUCAGACAUUUGAAAGAUCUUUUCACCCAAUGUAAGGGAGAACUUAUGGGUAUCCAAGAAGGACAAUGUAAGAUCUCGCCACUUAUUAUUGAGAACUUGGUCUUCUUUGUUGAGAGCAUAGCGAUCAUUCUCUGGGUAUCCGGAUAUUUUGUUAGUGUCCUUAGGCCAUUCAAAUCAAAUCUUCAAAAAAAGAAAAAGAAGAAAAAGGACAGCGGUUCCACACCUCCAGUAUUCACUAGCUUCCAAGACUUCAUUACUGGACUGCAGACAUUGUUAUCGAACAUGACCGAUUACAUAAAGGAGUUGGAGACCUCUUUGCUAGCACUGAAAAUAGAAAAUCUCUCCCUAGAUAAUGUUAUCUUUUCAGAGGAAGAAAAGACGUUUACAAAGCGGUCAACGGACAAGGUUCAGAACAGCUACCUGCACUCUUUGCAAGAGAUUGGGGAUCAACUGAGGAAAAGACUCGAAACUAUUAAGAAACUCAAACUCUAGAAUGUGAAUAAGAACUGUAUGUCAUUAGAUAUAUUGAUGCGCUCCUGGCAGUCAUUCUAAUCCAGAACUUCCCAAGAAGAUGCAUGAAGGACUGAUAUUUUGUUUUUUUUUGUAGGCGUUGAGAAUGGAGUUUAUACAAAGGUUUAAAUUAUUGUACAUAAAGUGUACGCAGGAACAGCCUGCCUUUGACCACUUUUUAUACAUGUUCAUGAACUUGCAUCAAUUGAUUUUUCAUGCCUUUUGACCUUCAUGCAACCUUGGAAACUUUGAACAUGCAGCAAUAGAAAUUGGCUUAAUCUCAACAACUUUAGUUUCCCCUAUCAUGUAGAUCAGUUUUAUUUAUUUUUUAUGCAUAAAUAUGGCUUCCUUCUGGGUUGUUUUUUUUUCUUUUUUUGUUUGUUUUUUAAUCUUUCUUUUCCCUGGUCCGCUUGCUAUAGUUCCAUUUUUUUCCUUCCUGGUAGGUGUUUUAAAUUAUAUGAAUUGAAAUAUGUUUCAAGACCUUGUAAUGAAAUUGGAUUUAUUGCUUCUAUACCAGUGUCUGAAUUAUUGGUUUGAUUCCGAUAUUUAUUUACAUUGCAGCUUGAAUUUAGAGGCGAGAAUUGCUCAAAAUUUUGGCAAUAAGAGAGAUAUUGGCUUCUCAACAUUUCCACAGUUUUGGCACUAAAGAACAUUCAUGUAGUAAAGUUUAGAUCACUGCUGGCUUAUGUAAUUUAUAUUGCAUUAUUAGACAUGGGUGGUUAUGCAUAAACUAUUACAUGCCUGAAGCCACACUCUAUUGCAUUACCCAAUUGUUAAUUAAGCAAGCAACUAGUUUUUCAAUUUAGCAACUUUUAAAAAGCAUCCUGGUGCUUUAUAAAUCGGUGUUUACUUUUUAUUGCAGCCUUGGAAGAAAUUUUCUCCAGUCUGCAGGAUCUGAAGCCGCUGGCUCCAUUUUGCUAAAAUAUUACACCAUUUUCUAUGCUCCAAUUAUGCAACAUCUGACUGCUGGUGUAUAUUUAUAAAAAUAUAUAUAUAUGUGUGUAUGUAUAUUUGUAUAGUAUAGAAUUAUGUACAUACACAUAUGCAUACAGUCAAACAUGUAUGUAAAAAAUGCUAAUAUCUGCCUACAUGCACAAAAAUAAACCAGCAUGGAAGGAAAAAUGUUCAACUUGGGUUGCCGGGUGAAUUUCAGAUUUUCACAAAUUUAUCUGCGCAGAAAUAUUCAGUAGCUUCAGAGAUCCUGACAAUCGGGACAUAUACAUCAAACACGUUUUGUUAGUGAAGCUAGGUGGUUGACGAGAUUAUUUUUAAAAUAAAUCCCUAUGUAAUAAAACACAGUGUAUGUUUGCCUUUUUGUGCUGUUGGUGUAUAUACACAUUUUCAUACAUUUUAAAAGCUUAAAAUACAUAAUUGUGAUUCAAUAAAGAGCUGUUUUUCUUAAGA